AUGCCGCUCAAUCUUGGUAGUACUAACAGGUCAAUCUGUACGGUUGCUUUGGACCGCACGUUUGAUACGAUUUCUGAGGGAAGAAUUCCUUAUAUUUUUUCUUCCAACUUUGCCCAAAUAGUGGGUUCCUGCAAUGGCUUAUUGUGUAUCGCUGAUUAUGGAAAUGUUAGAGAUAUAUAUUUGUGGAACCCCAGCCUUAGAAAAUUCAAGAAGUUGCCUCAUCCUUGCUUAUCAAGGCCAAGCUUUGCUUUACUCAGAUUUGCUUAUCAUUCCCAGAAUAAUGACUACAAGGUUGUCAGGAUUUCAUCUUCCCCUUUGUCUCUACAUGAGAUUGAGGUGUACACAUGUUUGGAUUCAUGGAGAAGGGUUGGAUUCAACUUGAAACCCGAUCUUAAGUUCUUUGAUAAAGAUCAUUUUUUGCCAACCCCAUUGGUUAGUGGAGCUUUACACUGGAUGGCAGUUAUGAGAGAAGGAGAAGAAAAUCACAAGGAUAAAAAUAUGAUUAUGUCAUUCGAUGUCAAUAGUGAGGUUUUCGGAAAGCUAGCACUGCCUCAUGUUUCUAUCGAUGCCGACAACCUUCAUAGAUGUCUUGCAUCAUUCAAGGGGAAAUUGGCUUUCAUUACAUCUGGACACGGUGAACAAAUUGGCUUUCGGCACUCCAUAUGGGUGAUGAGGGAGUGUGGUGUGGUUGAGUCUUGGAAUAAACUUUUUGUUGUACCAUUUCCCCAACAAACUGAUUGCAUUGCCUUUACCGAGUAUGGUUCACUUCUGACUUUUUGCUUCAUCCACAGCAGUCCACUAGAGAUGCAGAAAUACAAAUUGCUUUUGAUUGAUGCCUAA
Molecule: messenger RNA, 840 nt
Organism: Quercus lobata
Lineage: Eukaryota; Viridiplantae; Streptophyta; Magnoliopsida; Fagales; Fagaceae
Product: F-box/kelch-repeat protein At3g06240-like
Exons: 1
Coding region: 1-840 (279 amino acids)
Source: RefSeq, a predicted model, not a curated record